Messenger RNA from Paramuricea clavata, 189 nucleotides. The record is from the annotation of a GenBank genome assembly. Lineage: Eukaryota; Metazoa; Cnidaria; Anthozoa; Malacalcyonacea; Plexauridae.
AUGAUUGAAAACAGACCAAUUAAACAAGUGAAGGAAUGCAAGACACUAGGAGUAAUAGUUGAUCAGCAUCUCUCUUGGAAAAGAAACACUGAGAGUAUCUGUAAGAAAAUCACAUCAGCCAUUUCUGUUAUUAGAAAACUAAAAGAAUUUGUUGACCGUGUUACACUUGUUUCUAUAUUUAACGCAAUU